Pleurotus ostreatus (oyster mushroom) is the source of this 1071-nucleotide messenger RNA. RefSeq lists its product as uncharacterized. NCBI's taxonomy places the organism in Eukaryota, Fungi, Basidiomycota, Agaricomycetes, Agaricales, Pleurotaceae. Gene Ontology annotation, molecular function: aspartic-type endopeptidase activity. The transcript has 10 exons. The record is from RefSeq and is a predicted model, not a curated record. Gene Ontology annotation, biological process: proteolysis. The coding region runs from base 1 to 1071 and encodes 356 amino acids.
AUGGCGCCGAAGAGACGAUCUUUGAAAUCAAGGCAGCUACCACCCACCACUAUACCCCUUGCAGAUUUCUUCUUGGGUACAGAUUUACAAUGGUUUGGGAACAUCUCCGUUGGCACCCCACCGCAACCCGUAUCCGUUGUCUUCGACACAGGAAGCGUCACUCUGGAAUUCACCAGCACGCUAUGCGGAGCAGCGUGCAGCAAUCAAAUCAAAUUCGAUCCGACAAAGAGCAGAACCUUUGUCGACGGCGGCAGGACAAGCUCGAUCACGUUCUCGACUGGUGUCGGUGUAGACCCAGUCGUCGGAGCGAAUUACCGAUUAACGCUGAGAAGUGGCCGCGACGUCGUUUCUGUUGGCGGGCUAUCUGCAGGCACAGUAGAUUUGUCCCUCGUCACAGACCAGACUCCCAAAUUCGCCAUCGAUCCGUUCAGCGGCAUCCUAGGGAUGGGAGCCACGGCAGUGAACGUCUUUGGCGGUCUCGUCAACCAGGGACUUCCGUCUUUAUUCAGCAUGUUCCUUACGCCCAAUGCGGUAGGAGAAGCAGAACUCACUUUUGGGGGGAUAGACAAUACGAAAUUCCAAGGCCCUCUAACCUUCGCGUCUCUCCCAAGCACCUCUGGACGUCUAUGGGAACUCCCCUCUCCACAGAUAUCAGUCAACGGCAGAACCACCACAACGUUGAGACAGCGCCGAACUGUCAUUUUCGACAGCGGCACCAGCAACAUCCUUUUCUCCACCGCAACAACGGAGGCCAUUUACGCCCUCAUCUCCCCCGAUAUCAAACCCAACCCUGCUGAGCCUGGCGCAUACGGCAUUGCCUGCAAUCGCAUCAACACGCUACCCGCCGUCAUUGAUAUUGGGUUCACAGCCCAGAAUGGUCAACCCUUCAACUUGACCAUCCCCAGCACCGAGUUGAACGUCGGUCCAUUUGCCAACGAUCCGACGUUGUGCCAAACCUUGAUCAACGCCUUCGAUGGACUUGAUUUGGUCGGUGGAUCAGUUUUGAAGCAUUACUACAGCGUCUGGGACAUUGGAAACAGGCGAAUGGGCUUUGCACCGAACGGGCUAUAG